This is a messenger RNA of Lodderomyces oxycetoniae, 1164 nucleotides long. RefSeq names its product phosphatidylinositol transporter (gene PDR16). Gene Ontology annotation, molecular function: phosphatidylinositol transfer activity. NCBI's taxonomy places the organism in Eukaryota, Fungi, Ascomycota, Pichiomycetes, Serinales, Debaryomycetaceae. Bases 1 to 1164 code for a protein of 387 amino acids. The record is from RefSeq and is a predicted model, not a curated record. The transcript has a single exon.
AUGUUGAGCAAAUUGAAAAACAAGGUAACCUCUGUUUCCUUAUCACCGUCAAAUUCCUCAAAUGAAGCAAGGUCUUUAAAUGAGGUAAUUCACGAGAAUAAUAACGGUGGCGGUGGCUCAUCCGAUGCAUCAUUAAUGAGCAACGAGAAAGUUGGAAUUUCAUCAGAAAAUGGUAAAUUGGAGCCGCCUAGGUAUAUACCUUUUGAAGCACCUUCAUCAGGAUCUCAUGUACCACCAGAACCCAAAUUAUCCAACGACCAAAAAGCAAAAUAUCUCAAAGUUUUAAAACACUUUCAGAAUCCCCAAUUGACUAUUGCUAAUAGUGAAGAGGACCACAAGCACAAACACCGAUCUAGCGAAUUGACCGUUGCCGAGAAAUCAUGGCUAACAAAAGAAUGUUUUUUGAGAUAUUUGCGAGCAACAAAAUGGCAUGUUGAAGAGGCAAUAGACAGAAUAGAACUUACACUAGCAUGGAGGAGGGAAUUUGGAAUAAGCGAAACGUUUGACAAGGAUAAUAGAGUCAAUGGCGAUUUGGUUAGCCAAGAGAAUGAAACCGGUAAGGAGGUAAUUUUGGGCUACGAAAACGAAUCUAGACCCUGUCUCUACUUAAAACCAGGAAGACAAAACACAAAGACAAGUCAAAGACAAGUUGAGCAUUUGGUCUAUAUGUUGGAAAGAGUUAUAGAUUAUAUGCCUCUGGGACAAGACUCAUUAGCAUUGCUCAUUGAUUUCAAAGCACAUCCUGUUGGAACACAAGGCGGCAAAAUACCACCAGUAGGUAUAGGCAGACAAGUACUACAUAUUUUACAAACACAUUACCCAGAAAGAUUAGGUAAGGCAUUGUUGACAAAUAUACCUUGGUUAGGAUGGACUUUUUUGAAAAUCAUCCAUCCAUUCAUCGAUCCCUUGACUAGAGAAAAGCUAGUAUUUGAUCAACCUUUUAUCAAUUAUGUUCCAAAAGUACAAUUGGAUAAGGAUUUCCAAGGUGACGUGAAUUUCGUAUAUGAGCACGAAAAAUACUGGCCAAAGAUGAUUGAAAUCAGUCAAAAUAAGAAACAGAAAUACUUUAAUAGAUUUGAAGAAUUUGGCGCAUGUGUAGGGUUAAGUGAAGUUGAUUUGAGAGGUGAUGGUAAAGAAUUAAUACACCAAGUAGGUACAAUUUGA